Messenger RNA from Acanthosepion pharaonis, 1104 nucleotides. The record is from the annotation of a GenBank genome assembly. NCBI's taxonomy places the organism in Eukaryota, Metazoa, Mollusca, Cephalopoda, Sepiida, Sepiidae.
AUGCAAAAUUCACGUGCUGCCGAAAUAUUUGUCAAUAUCAAUGAGUCUUUCUUCCUUUCAAAUUGGCAGCUGGUGGAUUUCUCCCGGCCCGGACUUGUUCAGUUUUGUAUCUCCAGGGACGCACUCAAUGCAAACCGGCCGCUCGCAAGGGAGAUCACUCGACGUAUUAGAAAUACUUGUCAUGUUUAUAGAGCCGUUUCUACUCAUGUCUCUUUUUUCCAUGAAAUUUAUGCAUCGUUAAUUUCUUCUAAUAAGAAUAAACUUAUUCGUUAUUUGAUUCUUCUUUCCUCUUUUACUUCAUUCACAUUAUCUUUUUUCCUGAUCUUCCUCUAUUCCUUUUUUCCUCAUGCUUCUCCUCCUUCUCUUUCCUUUACGCAGCCACCUCUUCAUUCCUUCUCCUUCUCUUUCCCUUCAUCCUCAAUCCUUCUUAACUGCCAUCAAUUCUCGUCUUUUACUAAUAUUGCUAUAACUUUCCUUUUUUUUUCCUACUCCUUCUCUUCAUUUCUUCUCUAUUCAUUCGUCAUCAUUUCACCAUCUAUAUUUCAUCUCUGUUUCACUUUUGUCGCCUCUUUGUCGAAUAUGCAUCUCUCUUCCAUCUUCCUCUUUUUACUUUAUAAGCAAACAUUUUUUCUGAAAACCACAUUGAAUCUAUCUAUCUAUCUAUCUAUCUAUCUAUCUAUCUAUUUCUUUUGCAGAUCUACCUAUAUGUCUGUCUGUCUAUCUAUCUAUCUAUCUAUCUAUCUAUCUCAUUUGAAGAUCUAUCGAUCUAUCUAUCUAUCUAUCUCAUUUGCAGAUCUAUCUAUCUAUCUAUCUAUCUAUUUCUUUUGCAGAUCUACCUAUAUGUCUGUCUGUCUAUCUAUCUAUCUAUCUAUCUAUCUAUCUAUCUCAUUUGAAGAUCUAUCGAUCUAUCUAUCUAUCUAUCUCAUUUGCAGAUCUAUCUAUCUAUCUAUCUAUCUAUCGAUCUAUCUAUCUAUCUAUCUCAUUUGCAGAUCUAUCUAUCUAUCUAUCUAUCUAUCUAUCUAUCUAUCUAUCUAUCUAUCUAUCUAUCUAUCUAUCUAUCUCUUUUGCAAAUCCACCUAUAUAUUUAUCCAUGGUUUUUGCUGA